This is a messenger RNA of Caenorhabditis angaria, 1186 nucleotides long. The record is from the annotation of a GenBank genome assembly. Lineage: Eukaryota; Metazoa; Nematoda; Chromadorea; Rhabditida; Rhabditidae.
AUGGCUUCUAGCUAUGUUCCUGGAGUUAUGUCAGGGUUUAGUGAGAAAAUGACGAUGAAGGAAAGGUUUAUUAAUACACUUCAAGCAUUUGGAGGUUAGUUACUGAAGAUUUUUUUAAUUUGAUUAUUUUUCUACAUAGGAGGAUAUUUCUUCUCAUAUAUUGGAGAUUAUGAAUUUGAAAAAGUCAAGGAUGUUGCAAAAAUCAAUCGAUCUUGGCGGGAAGUUUUGCCAGAAGCCUCAUAUGUUUUCACAAAUCAGAUUCCAAUUUUGGACUUCCCAGCUCCAACUUUUGACAAAAUUAUUCCAAUUGGUGGAAUUUCUGUGAACACAAAACGAGGGGAAAUGAAGCUUCCAGAAAAAUGGGAUAAGAUUUUGAAUAUUCGCAAGAAAAAUGUUUUUAUUUCUUUUGGAUCAAAUGCAAGAAGUAUGCAUAUGCCAGAGGAAUAUAAGUGAGUUAUUGAAAGUCUAAAAUUUCAGAAAAAUCUUUAAUUUCAGAAAAUCGUUGCUUCAAGUAUUUGCUUCAAUGCCAGAUGUAACAUUUAUUUGGAAAUAUGAAGAUGAAAAUGAUAAAUUGGCUGAUCAUUUGAAGAAUGUUUAUCUAGGAUCAUGGCUUCCACAAAAUGAACUUCUAGGUAACCGAGAACUUCGAUAAACAUUUUUAAAAUCAAUAUUUUCAGCUGAUCCAAGAUUGAAUGUUUUUGUGACUCACGGUGGUUUGGCAAGCACUUGGGAAUUAUCACUUUUGGGAAAACCUUGUGUGAUGAUUCCACUUUUCGCUGAUCAAAAUCGAAAUGCAGCAAUGCUCCAAAGACAUGGAGGAGUUGAAGUUUUGAACAAAGACAAUCUAGACAAUCCAGAUCUCCUUCAAAAAACAAUCAAAAAAGUGUUGAAUAAUCCAAAUUAUAAAAAGAAUGCUGAAAAUUUGGCUGAAAAAUUGAAUAAUCUUCCAACAAAUCCACGUGAAGUUCUAGUAAAACAUGUUGAAUUUGCAGCAAAAUUUGGAAAAUUGCCAAGUUUAGAUAAUUAUGGAAGACAUUUAUCAAUUAUUCAAUAUUAUCUUAUUGAUAUUUUUGCUAUUAUUUUUGGGAUUUUAUUGAUUGUUUUGUAUAUUUUUUAUAGAAUUUUUAGAUUUUUUUUGAGCAAAGUUUCCUGUAAAAAUUCCAAUUCCAAAGCAAAAAAUGACUAG